GUUCCUUUCCAUUUUUUCCUCACCAAUUCCCUCUUCGUCUUCGACACUUCUUCAAGUUUCGUUCUAAUUUUAGUUCAAUUCCAGGGUAUUUUCUUCCUCCUUUUUCAUUUUUUCAUUUCGUUUUGUAUAAAUCUGUAUAGUUUUCUUUUACAUCGUUUAUGAUUUUCUUUUUUCGUUCAGAUUUUUGUUUCCUCUUCUUCUGUUGUUCGGUGCCGUUUCCACUUCUUUCGGAGGGAGAAAAGUUUCGAAUCUCUCUGAAAGUUGAUUGUUCUUCGAUUAUAGUGCUGUGUUUUUCGUUUACUGAUUGGGUUUAUUGAGUUUAUUAGUGGGUCAUUGAGGAAAUUUGCAGUCUAUUGUGUAUUUCUUUCGUCUCAGCCGUAUAAAAUUGUUCGAUUCUUGGUUUUUGUGUUGAGUUUGAUACUAAAUUAGUCGGAUUAGCGAGGAAAUUAGUUGGUUCGUGAUCAGAAGAAGUUAAUCGUUACUGUGCGAUUGCGAUCUGAGUUGGAGCGGCAAGUAGUUUGCUGUGCUCAAGAACAUGGGAGUAACAACGAUUGCUUUAUACGCCGGUUCACCGAGCAGAUUUUGCUCUACACAUCUGUGUCAGAUCAAUGCUCAUUCGAGUUUCGAUUUCGAAACUGGUUCUCGAUCUUCAUCGGCGUUGUCAACAGCAAUGGCUUCUCAGAAGCCAGUGGCCGGUGGGCUUUCGCGCCUUUUCUCCGCUUCUCCGGUCCGGCAUGUAUCGUCAACGACGAGUCUUUCCGGUUGUGGAGAGGAAUUGGGAUCGUUAUGGCAUGAUAGAGGGGAGGAAUUGAGUAGCUCAUUUCGAUAUUCUUCGAGCAAGUAUUUAGGGUCUCCAUUGACAAGGGAUUGUAGCCCGGUGUCAGUGUUCCAGGGUCCGGUUUCGUGCUGUAGUAGUGGAGUUGGUUCAUUGGCGAAAAGUCCUCCGAUUUCGAUUUUGAAUUCGAGAGAAAAAAGUGGGGAAAUGAAUUUCCAGAGCUCAAUUGGAGUUGGAUCGAAUGGACUCUUCAACGGGUUCUUGAGGAAUGCUUCAGGAUCAUAUGUGGAUGCUCACAGAAAUGCUCUUGAUGUGAGUUCAUCGGCUGUGCUCAUGGAUGAGUUGACUUUCAGUUUGGAAGAUGGGUUUGGGGAAUGUACCCCCGAGCCAUAUGCAAGGGAUAUGCUUCUUGGUGCACAAAUUAGGCAUAAGAUCUUUCUUGAUGAAUUCGUGAUCAAGGCAUUUUAUGAAGCUGAAAAGGCACAUAGAGGACAAAUGCGAGCCAGUGGAGAUCCGUACUUACAACAUUGUGUGGAAACAGCGAUGCUGCUGGCUAUGAUCGGUGCAAAUUCCAUGGUGGUUGCUGCAGGACUUCUGCACGACGCGAUCGAUGAUUCAUUCAUGUGUUAUGACUACAUUUUAGGGACAGUUGGAGUUGGGGUUGCUGAUUUAGUUGAAGAGGUGUCUCAACUAAGUCAUUUGAGCAAGCUUGCACGCGAGAACAAUACAGCCAACAAAAGGGUCGAGGCAGACCGCUUGCACACCGUGUUCCUUGCCAUGGCAGACACGAGGGCCGUUCUCGUUAAGUUGGCCGAUCGUCUGCAUAAUAUGACGACACUAGAUGCAUUGCCAUUGACCAAACGACUAAGAUUUGCCAAGGAAACUUUGGAAGUAUUUGUACCAUUGGCUAAUCGCUUAGGAAUAUUGAGUUGGAAGGAGCAAUUGGAAAACUUAUGCUUUAAGCAUCUCCAUCCGGAAGAGCAUAAAGAACUGUCUUCUAAAUUUGUGGAGUCAUUUGAUUCAGCAAGAGUAACUUCUGCUAUUGAGAAACUAGAUGAAGCUCUGAAGAUCGAUGGGAUUUCUUACCAUCUCUUAUCUGGACGCAAUAAGAGCUUAUACAGCAUAUACUUAAAAAUGUUGAGAAAGAAGUUGGCCAUGAACGAAAUCCACGACAUUCACGGCUUACGUCUUAUUGUAAAAAACGAAGAAGACUGCCUGAGAGCUUUAAGAAUAGUUCACCAGUUAUGGUCUGAAGUGCCUGGACGAUGCAAAGAUUACAUUAGUCGACCCAAGUUUAAUGGGUAUCGAUCUCUACACACGGUUGUAGUGUUUGAAGACAUGGUGCCCCUUGAAGUUCAAAUUAGGACAGAAGAGAUGCAUUUGCAAGCGGAGUUCGGCAUUGCAGCUCAUUGGAGAUAUAAGGAGGGUGACAGUGAGUACUCUUCGUUCGUCGUUCAGAUGGUCGAAUGGGCUCGAUGGGUUGUCACGUGGCAGUGUAUGGCUAUGAGCAAAGAUGGAUCUUCCGUUGGCAACGCUGAUUCCAUUAAGCCACACUGCAAAUUCCCUUCUCAUUCUGAAGGCUGUCCAUAUUCGUACAAAACCCAAUGUGAUUUUCAAGAUGGACCUGUAUUCAUCGUAAUGAUUGAGAAUGACAAGAUGUCAGUUCAAGAGUUCCCUGCAAAUUCGACGAUCACAGAUUUAAUGAAAAGAAUUGGGCGAGGAAGCUCGAGAUCGACCUCCCAUGGCUUUCCCAUGAAAGAAGACUUGAGACUAAGGGUUAACCACGAGCGAGUGAACGAUCCAAAGUGCAAGCUAAAGAUGGGUGAUGUGGUUGAGCUAACUCCUGCCAUACCCGAUAAGUCGUUGAUGGAGUGCAGGGAAGAAAUCCAGCGAAUGUACGACCGCGGAAUCACGGUAUCGAACCCCGGUCUAUCCCCAGUUGCUCCUACAACCGUUGGUUUUCUGGAGCUGACCAUAAUUUAGAUUGUCUAUGAUAAACGUCUUGUGAUUAUCAAAUAACUCUGUAUAUAUAGUGCUCUCUGUACAGAACAACUCAAUAGUAACUGAAAUUCAACAAAGUUCAUAAUCAAAAUUGAAGCAUUCUUGUUUGGA
Molecule: messenger RNA, 2887 nt
Organism: Cucurbita moschata (crookneck pumpkin)
Lineage: Eukaryota; Viridiplantae; Streptophyta; Magnoliopsida; Cucurbitales; Cucurbitaceae
Product: probable GTP diphosphokinase RSH2, chloroplastic
Exons: 6
Coding region: 536-2758 (740 amino acids)
Biological process (GO): guanosine tetraphosphate metabolic process
Cellular component (GO): chloroplast
Source: RefSeq, a predicted model, not a curated record